Messenger RNA from Paramisgurnus dabryanus, 1974 nucleotides. It is a transcript of the gene acvr1bb, whose product is annotated as activin A receptor type 1Bb. Lineage: Eukaryota; Metazoa; Chordata; Actinopteri; Cypriniformes; Cobitidae. Gene Ontology annotation, biological process: cell surface receptor protein serine/threonine kinase signaling pathway; cellular response to growth factor stimulus; protein phosphorylation. Gene Ontology annotation, cellular component: plasma membrane; signaling receptor complex. Gene Ontology annotation, molecular function: transmembrane receptor protein serine/threonine kinase activity; ATP binding. The record is from RefSeq and is a predicted model, not a curated record.
AUUGCCCCGCGAGUUCACGCGCAUAGUCAGUGAGAUGUGAGUCCUGCGAGGAUGGACCCACGGCGAAUCUUGCGGUUCCUGAUCCUUAUACUAGGAUUAAACCGAGUGUGUGAAGGAUUGAUUUGUAACUGCACCAUACCUAGAUGUGAGAAGGAUGGUUAUAAGUGCGAGACAAACGGGACGUGUGUGGUGUCCAUCUCUGUGAUCAAUGGACAGGAACUGAACAUGCGUCACUGCAUCCCGAAGGAGGAUCUGGUUCCUCCCGGUAAGCCGUUUUACUGUCUCGGUGCUGAAGGACUGGUGAACACGCACUGUUGCUAUACAGACUACUGUAACGGCAUUGACCUCAAAGUACCUACAGUGACGAACCGAUUGGACGGCGGUCAGGAAUGGGGUCCUGUGGAGCUGACGGCGGUGGUGGCCGGUCCGCUCUUUGUGCUGUGUGUGCUGGUUCUGCUGGGUCUCUUUCUGUUCCAUCACCACCAGCGGGCAUACGGCCACCGGCAGAGACUGGAGGUGGAUGACCCAAGCACCGAACACAUGUUCCUGGCCAAAGACAAGACACUGCAAGAUCUCAUCUAUGACCUGUCCACGUCAGGAUCUGGUUCAGGUCUGCCACUGUUUGUCCAGAGAACUGUGGCUCGUACCAUAGUGCUGCAGGAGAUCAUAGGUAAAGGACGUUUCGGGGAGGUAUGGAGGGGAAGGUGGAGAGGAGGGGACGUCGCUGUAAAGAUCUUCUCAUCUCGGGAGGAACGCUCUUGGUUUCGUGAAGCUGAAAUCUAUCAGACCAUCAUGCUCCGGCAUGAGAACAUUCUGGGCUUUAUUGCUGCAGAUAACAAAGAUAAUGGCACAUGGACUCAGCUGUGGUUGGUAUCAGACUAUCAUGAGAACGGCUCUCUGUUCGACUAUCUAAACCGAUACUCGGUCACUAUCGAGGGCAUGAUCAAACUGGCGCUGUCUGCUGCCAGUGGAUUGGCACAUCUGCACAUGGAGAUCCUGGGCACACAGGGUAAGCCUGGCAUCGCUCACCGGGAUCUAAAGUCAAAGAACAUUUUGGUGAAGAAAAACUGCACGUGCGCUAUAGCCGAUCUCGGCCUGGCGGUCCGGCACGAGUCCGUCACAGACACCAUCGAUAUCGCUCCCAACCAGCGUGUCGGCACAAAGAGGUAUAUGGCACCCGAGGUUCUGGAUGAGACUAUUAACAUGCGUCACUUUGAUUCGUUUAAAUGCGCCGAUAUCUACGCUCUGGGUCUGGUGUACUGGGAGAUCGCUCGACGGUGCAAUGCUGGAGGUAUUCAUGAGGAAUAUCAGCUGCCCUACUACGACCUGGUGCCCUCUGACCCCUCCAUAGAAGAAAUGAGGAAAGUGGUGUGCGAUCAGAGGUUACGACCCAACAUCCCUAACUGGUGGCAGAGCUAUGAGGCUCUGCGUGUGAUGGGGAAGAUCAUGCGCGAGUGUUGGUACGCCAACGGCGCCGCUCGACUCACCGCUCUCCGUAUCAAAAAAACCCUGUCUCAACUCAGCGUGGACGAAGACAUCAAACUCUGAACGAAAGUGUGAGAGACUGUACAGAAACGCUACCACUCCAAACUAUCCUGCCAGUUUUAAGUGAAAAGUAUUUCCGUCUGCUAUAUUGCAGCGGGGCCUACCUCACCCCCAACGCCAAAACUACUGAAUCCCACGGUACCCAAAAGCCCUUUCUGCGAUCUUCAUCUACUCCUCACGUAUCAAUCUUCUGAAACGACUGCAAAAUCUACUACCGCUCACAUCUGUAAUCUCUCUCUCUCUCUCUAUAACCACAACAUUGCGAUUUUCUCAAUCAUUUUACCCUAAAGAUGUCGUUUUACAUCAUCGGGAUGGCUCGUAUUUGACCCUUUUAACUUGGUUGCUGUGAACGUUUGAUUUGUUUGUGUCAAAGGUUAGCAGACUACCUCGUUCAAGCUAAACUAUAGCUGUGUAACAUCUACAAAUAAA